This is a messenger RNA of Saccostrea cuccullata (small rock oyster), 1011 nucleotides long. Its product is annotated as protein translocase subunit SecA-like. Gene Ontology annotation, cellular component: membrane. Lineage: Eukaryota; Metazoa; Mollusca; Bivalvia; Ostreida; Ostreidae. Gene Ontology annotation, molecular function: ATP binding. The transcript has a single exon. The record is from RefSeq and is a predicted model, not a curated record. Gene Ontology annotation, biological process: intracellular protein transport; protein import; protein targeting. The coding region runs from base 1 to 1011 and encodes 336 amino acids.
AUGACAGCUGGAAGACAAUAUCUCAUAAAAAAUGACAACAUUAUUCCUAUUGAUUACGAAUCUACAGGUGUUAUAGAGCUGAGCACAAAGUGGAGCGAUGGACUACAUCAAUUCUUAGAAAUGAAACAUGGUCUAAAAAUAAGUCCCUUGAGUAUAAUUACAAAUUUUAUGUCAAAUCAAGCUUUUUUCGAACGAUACCAAAAUAAUAUAUUCGGUUUGUCAGGAACACUAGGGGAUCAUCAGGAAAAUGAAUUCCUUCAAGAUACGUAUGGCUUGUCUUGCAUGAAAAUACCACCCUUUCGAAGGAAACAAUUUCAGGAAGAAGCAGGAAUACUUUGUGAAAGUAAAGAAGUAUGGAUUUCGACAAUAGUUGAGGCUGUAAAACAAUAUACAGAAAGCGGAAGGACUGUUUUAGUUAUUUGUGAAGAUAUCAACACGGUUGAACAACUAUCAGAAUACAUGAAAACAAACAAAUUGAACAAUAUUAUAGAAUAUACAAGAAAUGACGAAGUUAAUAGAGAUAUGGCAAAAAAAGAAUUCGGAAAGGAUGAUAUCAUAGUUGCAACAAAUAUUGCUGGUCGUGGAACAGACAUUUGUGUUAAUGAAUCAGUUGUGAAGGCAGGAGGGUUAUUUGUUGUGGUUACAUUUUUACCAUCAAAUGUUCGAGUUGAAAAACAAGUUUUUGGGCGCAGUGCCCGUAAAGGACAACCGGGAUCCGCUUGUCUUAUUCUGAAUAAAUCUGACUUAAAUGAAGACUUUGUUAAGCAUAACAGUGUAGACCAAAUUAAGGAAAUCCGAAAUAAUAUUGAAAGAGAACGGAUAAAAGAAAUUCAGAAGACGUUGAAGGAAACUGUAAAAGUAAAGGAAAAUCUGUUUCAAAAAUAUUGCACUUUCCUUGAAAAUCAUAAAUUCGAUGGUGAUAAGAAUAGUAAAAGCAAACUUAAACUUGAGUCUCUACACGAGUUUUGGGGUUUCUGGCUAAAAGAAGAGUACCAGUUUUCAAAGCAAUGA